This is a messenger RNA of Aspergillus steynii IBT 23096, 951 nucleotides long. Its product is annotated as ankyrin repeat protein. NCBI's taxonomy places the organism in Eukaryota, Fungi, Ascomycota, Eurotiomycetes, Eurotiales, Aspergillaceae. The record is from RefSeq and is a predicted model, not a curated record. Gene Ontology annotation, biological process: nucleoside metabolic process. The coding region runs from base 1 to 951 and encodes 316 amino acids. The transcript has a single exon. Gene Ontology annotation, molecular function: catalytic activity.
AUGACGAAGAGACUGACCCACAAUGAUUAUUUGGUGGCCUGGAUAUGUCGAGUUGGAAUUGAACUCGAUGCAGCUGUGGCCAUGCUGGACCAUGUCCACCAAUCUCUAGAGCAAGGCGCGACCGACCGCAACGUCUAUAACCUUGGAGAUAUCGCUGGACACAACGUGGUCAUAGCCGGACUAGCCCAGGUUGGCAAUCCACAGUCUGCAUCAGCUAUCUCCUCGAUGAAAGCUACAUUCCCGAACCUCGGUUCCGGGCUUCUAGUUGGAACCGCUGGAGGUGUGCCCACAAGGACGGAUCAGGGCGAUAUUCGACUAGGUGACAUCAUCGUUAGCAAGCCCACUGCCUCACAUCCAGGUGUCGUACAAUAUAGCCAAGGGACAGAUGGCCAUAAUCGAGUCCAACAGACUAGGACUGUUCAACCUCCACCAGGUGGGAUUCUGCGUGCUGUCCAGCAAGUGAACGCCAACUGGAAUAUGCGUGAUGGUCCAAUCAGCACGAACCGCAGAUCAGACAACUUACCUCAGGACUAUGCAUUUCCUGGACGACAUCGUGAUCUCCUUUUCGAUCCAGGCUAUGUCCACCGACAACCCGGUCUAUCCUGUUCGGAGGGUGGCUGUGAUCUUGAAUAUCUAACGAAUCGAGACCCAAGAACAGGGGAAGGGCAAUCUGGGCGAACAGUUGCUCACCUAGGAACAAUCCUGUCGGGCGAUUCAAUAAUUCAGAACGCAUUGACAAGGGAUCAUCUAGCUGGGACACUAGGCGGCUGUUGCUUUGACACUGAGACCAUUGGUGCUCUCUCUGAGCUACCCUGUCUUGUUGUUCGAGGGAUUGCCGACUACUGUGAUUCUCACAAACAUGACGAAUGGCAGAAGUAUGCCUCUGCAACUGCGGCCACCUACGCAAAGGAGAUGCUUCGCAAUGUUUCCCCGCGUGAAAUGACGAAGUAA